GUGAUUGGCUCACUGAUAAUAUCAGGACUAGAGACUACUAUUCAAACUUGUUUCCUAAGACGGCUAUGAAGAUGUUUCACAUAAAGGCUUGGGCUGAGUAUGUUGUGGAAUGGGCUGCAAAGGACCCUUAUGGUUUUCUUACAACAGUUAUUUUGGCUCUCACCACACUAUUCCUAGCAGGUGCCAUCCCAUCCUGGAAAUUGACCAAGAUGAUUGAAGCCAGAGAGGAGGAGCAAAAUAAGAAACAAAAACAACAAGAAAAUAUUGCAAAAGCUAAACAACUAAAAAAGGAAUGGAGUGAACAAGCUCUGCACCUAGAGGAGAAUCUUUUGGAAAAUUAUGCAGCUUUGGGCUCAUUGUUUUGA
Molecule: messenger RNA, 365 nt
Organism: Dipodomys spectabilis (banner-tailed kangaroo rat)
Lineage: Eukaryota; Metazoa; Chordata; Mammalia; Rodentia; Heteromyidae
Product: small integral membrane protein 15-like
Exons: 2
Coding region: 66-365 (99 amino acids)
Source: RefSeq, a predicted model, not a curated record